AUGUAUACAAAGCUAAGCCUUUUGCUUACUUUGUGGCUAGCCAUGCAAUUGGCCAGCAAAACAACUGCCAUGCUCGAGUUUAAAAAUAUAAAUUGUGAGGCUGUGGAUAAGGAAUUUAGCGAAUUUGAAUACUGCUAUCUAAAGUCUGUGAACAGGACAUACAAGUAUAUUUCGGUUAAAUUAAAAUUGCUACAAUUGCCAGUAACCAAUGCUAAGGUUAAUGGAGCACUGUUUCAACGACACAAUGGAUACAAACCCUUUCUGUACAAUAUAACAGUGGAUUGUUGCAAGCUCGUCAAGAAUCCGAAGUACAGUCCCGUUGCUAGCUACUUUUUCGACACAUUUAAAGAAUUUUCGAACAUGAAUCAUUCUUGUCCGUUCAAUCAUGACAUAAUACUGGAUAAACUGACUGCAAAAUCUGUAUAUCACCGUAUGACUAAUAUUCUACCUUUUCCCGAGGGGGACUAUAUGCUUCAAUUAAACUGGUUUACAUCUGGCAUCUAUAGAGUCAUAUUUAAAGUUUUUGUGUCACUCAAAAAAUGA
This is a messenger RNA of Drosophila melanogaster (fruit fly), 543 nucleotides long. RefSeq lists its product as uncharacterized. Bases 1 to 543 code for a protein of 180 amino acids. The transcript is spliced from 4 exons. The record is from RefSeq and is marked reviewed. Lineage: Eukaryota; Metazoa; Arthropoda; Insecta; Diptera; Drosophilidae.